Messenger RNA from Lobosporangium transversale, 4251 nucleotides. Its product is annotated as ras guanine nucleotide exchange factor domain-containing protein. The coding region runs from base 196 to 4230 and encodes 1344 amino acids. Lineage: Eukaryota; Fungi; Mortierellomycota; Mortierellomycetes; Mortierellales; Mortierellaceae. Gene Ontology annotation, cellular component: plasma membrane. The transcript is spliced from 7 exons. Gene Ontology annotation, biological process: positive regulation of GTPase activity; Ras protein signal transduction. Gene Ontology annotation, molecular function: protein binding; guanyl-nucleotide exchange factor activity. The record is from RefSeq and is a predicted model, not a curated record.
UUUUUUUCCCUCUUCUUAUUAUUGUGAUAGUGUGUCUACUUGUACUUUUAUCAACCUUGUAAUCAAUCCUUACACCCUUACUCUUCUAUAUACACCAUCCUUCCUCUCUCUUUCUUACCUCUUUAGCCCAGUUUCUCCCAAGUUUCAACAACAUUCUACUCCCACUUUCUCUUCAUCCUCUCCUUCUUUUUCUCAAUGGACACUGUCAGGAUGCCUCACGCAAUAGAGACAGAAAGAACUUCUUUGACAGCAAAUGCGGCAACAGCAGCAACAACAGCUUCAAUACCAUCAGCAUUAGAUGGUACCACCACUAUUACGACAACGGAAGGAUCCCAACCAGAGUUCCCUCCGUCUUCAGAAGAGACAUAUCCUUUUGUUGUUGUCAAGGCACUUUACCCUUAUCGGUCCACAGACACAACCACUAUCUCACUUUCAUUUGAAAAGGAUGAUCUGAUUCAGGUAGUGGCCCAACUGGAAUCUGGCUGGUGGUAUGGCUUUUGUAACGAUAGCCGUGGUUGGUUUCCAUCUAAUUUUGUAGAGGAGAUCACUCAGGCCGACCUAGAGAAUGAACUAGGUCUCAGCUACAGUGCUGACACUGACGAGGACGAGGACGAGGACGAGGACUCACAGGAUGACCAGAGUAAUGAUGAUUUCUGGCUACCCAAGGCAACACCAGAUGGUCAGCUAUAUUACUUUAAUACCCGGACAGGGGCAUCAUCCUGGUCCAUUCCUACGCCAUCCUCAAAAGCAGGACAUUCACAACAGGACAACUUCAACAGCAACAACAGCAGCAGCAGCAGCAGCAGCAAUAGUAAAACUGGCAAUGGAGUCAAUGCAUCAUUAUUAUCAUCAUCAUCAUCAUCCUCAGCCUUUUCUGCAACCGGCACAGCGCCUGGUGCACACACCAAUGCGAUUAUUCCGUCCAUAUCUACAGCUACAUCAACGAUCACAUCCCUUCCUUCAUCUUCUAAUCCAUCGGUUUUAUCUCCUCAUCGCUAUCGUGCUGACUCUGCUACGGCUGAAGGGCCAUCGCCUAAUCUCGAACCCAUGAUUACAGCUACUUCGACUACCCAGCAUAGCCCAACAUUAAUUCGUUCUUCGCCAACAGAUGAAAAGGGGGGCCUAAAAGAUGUACAAGAGCAUGAGCAGAUUAUAGACAAAAGCCAAAACACUACUAACAAUGGUAGCCGUGGUAGUGAUAAUAGUCAUACUCAUGCUCUUGAGCCAGCUGAGACUGACAGCCGCGGAGGGUCUACGCGUCCCAAUUCUUGGCAAGCAUCAGCAGUACCUACAAGAGCAGGCUCUCCAGUGUCGCAAGAUGGUCAACAAUCUUCGAACCAACCUCAACCAAUAAGCGUUCGUAAGCCCUCAACUACACUCAGUGCGCCGAUUGAUCAGGUGAAUGGCUUACCGCCCUUACCAGCAGUGCCCAAUCCCUUCGAAUCUGGUCCUACAUGGGCUUCUCUUGCAGAGCACAUUUCUGGUACAUUGCACAACCUAAUCCAGUCUGCAGAAUGUGGAUACAAGCCCUACUACCAGAUUCAAGCAUCACAUGUGGUCGAGUCUGUCAGGGUAAUGCUUUAUGCUUCAGGGACGAUUGACAAGGACGCGGCCCCAAUUCGACGACAUCGGGCACUCAAGAUCCAUCACCGUCAAAUCAUGGCUGCUCUCUCGAGACUUGUGCUCUCUUCAAAGAUGGCCUCUAGUGUAUGGCCUGCUGAAGGCGCUCUAGCGAAGAUGAGGGCUGAUGCAGACGACGUUGCGAAUGCUGUCAACCAGUACAUCACAAUGGCCCAGGCCCUUGGUGUUACAGUCCAUGAUGUGGAUGCAAAGCUAAUUCUCGAUACUGACAUACCAAUCGAGUCUAAGCCCAUGAAGCUGACUCGUGCCCCCUCCAGCAAUGGACCUCGACCUUCGAUUGAUGCAGGCUCCGAAAAGAUCCCAUAUCGAAGAUCACUGGGAUCAGCAGGUGUCUUGACUCAAUUGGACUACUAUUGCAAGAGCGCUUGCAAAGCUAUUUCUCUUCUCUCGCUUCAGGUCAACAAAAUCCUGGAAAGCCCUCAAGGCAUGAGCUUUGGGAUGAGUAGCGCAGCACCUAAUCCGCGCCCACUCUCUGGCUCUGCUAUCAUGAACUCAGCCCAGUCAUCACAGCUAGUGGCACAAUGUCAGCAGACUAUUUCUCAAAUCGGAUCUUUGUUGACACUAGUGAGUGAGUACUACACCAAAGUGCUGGCUGAUCAUCCAGCUAUCAAAGAUCACAUUUUUUUGGAUGUCCGAGUUUCGAAACAAGCUCUGUACAACAAUGUGGCUGCACUUGUAAUGGCGAUUCAAUUGGCAACAGAUCCUAUGGCACAGACGACGGUUUUAGAGAUGGCCUUGGAGGCCAUUCAAACUGCAGAGACAUCUGUCAUGGAUUUGACAUCCGCAGCCCGCUCACUUGCAGCUGAGAAUGACGAGGCAGAGAAGAUUAUGCGCCCUCGAGUCGUGUCUGAGGCUAGCUCCACACUAGUGAGUGGUAUUAGUUAUACAGCCAGUAGUGUCCAUCGUCAAAGCGAGAUUGAUGAUUAUUUUUUGGCUCGGGACUCGGACAUAGAGAGCGAAACAGUCAGGAGUUCACGCAAUCGGUCUGAUUCCCGUCCAUCGUCCUUAGCAUCCAGUUCAUCCGCCUCUGGCCUCUCCGCGCCUACCACGCCAGGAACAGAAUACACGGUCCGGUCCAAUUCGACCGCAUAUCCUUAUUCACAACCUACGCCCUCCUCUCCCCUCGAAAUCAUGCCGCCAACAUCCCGCCCCAGCAUUUCCAUGUCACAGAAAGCCGAUGCUCGGGGCGCCAAGCUGAAAAAGAUGCUGGGUGAAGAUGCACCCACACCGAAGCCAGCCAAGGCAGUCGAAACUCCCUGGUACUUGGGCCACGACUACUCACCUACUGACAUCUCUUUCAACAUGGAGGGCCAUGUACGAGGUGGCACUUUACCGGCCCUUGUGGAGAGGUUAACUGUGCAUGACGGCUAUGAUGCGAACUUUGUGCAGACGUUCUUGCUCACUUAUCGCUCGUUUGCGUCGACUAGUCAACUCUUUGCACUCUUGUUUCACCGUAUCACUAUCUCGCCACCCCCUGGUUUAGACGCGAACGAAAUGGUGAUUUGGACAGAUCGAAAGUUGACACCGAUUCGAUUGAGAGUAUUCAAUAUCAUAAAGUCAUGGCUUGAGAACUAUUACAUGGAGGAUGAAGAAGAAGAUCGACAAAUCUUGCCAAAGAUCAAAGAAUUUGCGGAAUCGGGUAUCUUGCGGGAUUCGAUGAGUUUUGCAGCUGUACAGUUGAUCAAAUUAGUAGAGAGGCGUGAGACAUCGGAUGGCUCUUUCCGUAAAAUGGUCCUAAACUUGACGACACAGGCACCACAGCCGAUCACGCCAAGGAACCUAAAGCGUGUGCGCUUUAUGGACCUGGAUCCUUUAGAGUUUGCACGACAGCUAACAAUCAUGGAAGCCAAUCAGUAUAAUAAGAUCAAACCAGUCGAGUGUUUGGCUAAUGCAUGGAUGAGUACUGACCCAGAGAUUGCGGCCAGGGCCGCUAACAUUAAGAAGAUGAUCGAGACCAGCAAUCUGUAUGCCAAUUGGAUCAAUGAAAUUGUAUUGAGUGAGAAGGACAUCAAGAAGCGUGCGCUCAUCAUCCGCCACCUGAUUACGGUUGCAGAGAAACUGCGUCUGCUCAACAACUUUAGUAUGCUGUACUCCACUACAGCAGCUUUAGCAUUGUCACCCGUUCAUCGACUGCGAAGGACAUGGGAAUUGAUUCCCUAUCGAGUCAUGAAUACAUUCACACAGCUACAGCAGAUGACAAGUCCAGCAAAGAGCUAUCGGGACUACCGACAGGAGCUACAUUCCGCCAACCCACCGUGCGUUCCUUUUGUGGGUGUGUAUUUAACAGAUUUAGUGAUGAUUCAGGAUGGUAACCCGGAUUUCUUAAAGGGUACAGAUCAACAUAUCAACUUUUAUAAGCGAGUCAGCACUGCAGAGGUUAUCCGGGAGAUUCAGCAAUACCAAUCGGUGCCUUAUUGCCUGACGGUUGUGCAAGAGAUCCAGACAUAUAUCCGGAAAGGAUUAGAUCAUGCCAAAUCAGUUCAGGACCUGCAUGAGAUGAGCGUUGCAUUGGAACCAAGGGAGGGAGAGGAAGAAAAAAUCACUCGAUUGCUAUUCGAAUCUGGAUUCCUCCCCAGCUCUGUACAAUAAAUUAUUUAUUAUUUUUGAAAA